AUGCCCUCCCCACCUCCCGGCGACGGCGACGUUCCCCAGCCGCCGGGAAACCCUCCUCUGCCGGUUGUCAGGAAAUUCCCGGCUCCGUGUUGGACGCAAGACGAAACCCUAGCUCUGAUCCAUGCUUAUCAAGAUAAAUGGUAUUCCCUCCGCCGCCGGAACCUCCGCACUGCUGAUUGGGAAGCUGUUGCUGAUGAGGUUAAUCGGCGUUGCCCUGAUCAAUCGCCGCCGAAAACCUCCGCUCAGUGCCGUCAUAAGAUGGAGAAGCUUCGGAAACGGUACCGUGCUGAAAAACAGCGGAUCGGUGCUCUCCCUUGUCAUAAUAAUUUCGUUGGUAAUCGAUUCUUCCCUUCUUCUUCCUGGGUGUUUUUUGAUCUUAUGGAUGCCAUGGAAAUUGGACCCGGGCCUGGAUCCGGAUCCACUACUAUUAUUAAUAAUGGUAUCAAUAGCAAUAAUAAUAAUGUCAAUUUGCAAAACCUGUCAAAGGAUAAUCUGCAGAAUCAUCUGCAAAACGGCGUGUUUGUGAAAGAGGAGAAAAACAGGGGAAAAGAUGAUUUAGGGAAGUAUUUUGAUGAGAUUUUGAUGGGUAUGGGUAAAGGUGGAAGUGGUAGUGGAGGUGGAGCUCCGAUUAAAUUUAAGGUUAAGAAUCAUCAAAAUAAUAUUAAUAAUCAUGAUAGGUAUUUUGAUGAUCCUAAUCAAAAUAAGUAUGAAGGGUAUGAUUAUGAUGGUGGGAAUAAUGGGAGAAGUAACUAUGCAUCUGGGUUUACUAAUAAGAGAAGGUUUGGGGAGGAUUUGUCAUCUUCAAAAAUGGCAUUUCUUAAUAAUGGGGGUUCAUCCUCAUCAAAGAAGGGAUUGGGUUCGGGUUCGGGUAUGGGACCCGGACCGGGCUCAAGGGUAAGAGGGAGGGAUCCCGGGGCGGGGGAGAUGGUGGCGUCGAUAAAGAUGUUAGGCGAGGCGCUUGUGAGGACGGAGAAGGAGAAGCUUGAGAUGAUGCAAGAGAUGGAGAUGAAGUGGAUGGAAAUGGAGAUGAAGAGAACUCAAAUGAUUCUUGAAGCUCAACACAAUAUUGUGAAUGCUUUUGUUCAAGGGUUUAAGAAACAAAAGAAGGUCAAAGUUAUGGAAGUUGAGUGA
Molecule: messenger RNA, 1131 nt
Organism: Spinacia oleracea (spinach)
Lineage: Eukaryota; Viridiplantae; Streptophyta; Magnoliopsida; Caryophyllales; Amaranthaceae
Product: trihelix transcription factor ASIL2
Exons: 1
Coding region: 1-1131 (376 amino acids)
Source: RefSeq, a predicted model, not a curated record